UUGUUGGACAAGUUUGGCUUUGUGUGUAAAUUCUUUCAGUACAAAGAUCUGUCGUGAUUGUCCCAGAUCAACUGUACUUUACAGCCAAUGUGUAAUCAUAUUUGAUCAAAGAUAAACAUUUCUAUGUGUUUUUUUGUGUGUAGUGAUAUCGUUUCGCGUAAUCUGGUGACCGUUAACUUUGUGUGCGUUAGGACGAGAGGCAUUUUUGCCGUUAAGAUCACAUUAUUUCCUCUGACAAACUGUUAGAAAAAAAACGAGAUAACAACUACAUAGAGUUUUAAAAAUUUUGUGUAUUUUAAACUGGCAGAACAGUUUAAAAUAGUUGGUCAAUCGAAAAGUAAAAUGGAGGACAAACAAACAAAUGAAUUUUGCUAUAUACAUAACCGAGUGACAUGCGUGUGAAUUUUGUUAUAUACAUUCAAGCAAACAAAAAGGAAUUUUGCUAUAUACAUACAAGCAAACAAAAAGGAAUUUUUCUAUAUACAUAACCAAAUGAUCGUACAAACCAGAAUUGGUCAUGGUACAGAUUUCACUGUGCUGGAGAACUCUCUGCGAGUUGUUUAAUCACCAUAAUGCUUCGGGGCGAAAAUGUCGGCACGUCAAAAGUCGGUUACGGAUAAGCACUUUUAUCGUAGAUAAGUGCUAUAUCUGAUACCGCCAUUUUCCCUGCGUCCAAAUGGCCACGAAGACACCAAUGAAUGAAAAAAAAAUCAAAGCAUCGACAGAGAGUUCCACUAUGCUGAUGAACGGGAUGAGACCAAUUCUGGGCUGGUGGUAGAUUUCUGUACAGUUUUUGAUCGAAAACCAAAAGAUGCCAAACUGCAUCGACGUCUAAACUUGAGGGGCUUUUUGAGGACUUGGGGGAUGUAAAUGUGAGCAUCAGGGCCCAAAGCUGCACGCUGAGCUUUCCAAGCUGCCGAACGCCUCUUGUUGGUAUGGAUGUUACGUUUUUGCUUCCGUGUUAGUGUGGCAUACCAAACAGGGUCGACUACUCGUGGUUCAACUUGGCCAGCGGGAGCAUCCGGAGCAGGUCGAGCCUCCGGGACAGGUGGAGCAUCCGGGGCAGAUGGAGUAUCUGAAGCAACCACCUUGUUCUUCUUCUUGCGAUUUCGCUUCUUCUUCUUCUCAGUUCCAGAAACAACUUCAGAAGGAACAGGGGCCUCAGCAGCCGAAGCUACAACGGGAGGUACCACUUCACCAUCAUCAGCGGCUUCAACAACCUCUGCGGCAACAGGAAGGUGUUCAAUCACCUGUGCAGCAUCGACAACUUCCUCAACGGCCUCAGCGAUGACAACAUCUACGUCGACGACCGGAGCAACUUCAACAAGUUCUGCAACAGCAGCAACUUCACCUACUUCGUCUGGACGGACAAGUGCGGCCUCAACAGACAAAGCGGCUUCAACAACCUCUGCAGCGACAGGGAGGUCUUCAAUCACCUGUGCAGCAUCAACAACUUCCUCAACGGCCUCUGCGACAACGACGUCUACUUCAACGGCCGGAGCAACAACUUCAACAAGUUCUGCAACAGCAGGAACUUCACCUACUUCGUCUCGACGGACAAGUGCGGCCUCAACAGGCAAAGCGGCUUCAACAACCUCUGCAGCGACAGGGAAGUCUUCAAUCACCUGUGCAGCAUCAACAACUUCCUCAACGGCCUCUGCGACAACGACGUCUACGUCAACGGCCGGAGCAACUUCGACAACUUCUGCAACAGCAGGAGCUUCACCAACUUCGUCUGGACGUACCAUUUCUGCAUCAACAGACAAAGCGGCUUCAGCAACCUCUGCAGCAGGGACUUCAACAGCCACAUCGACGUCGGCAACUUCCUCAACUGCGUCUCGAGAUGGAGUGGCUAGAACAGCCUCGGCAGCAGGAACUUCCACGACUUUAGGAGCCUCGUUGGAUGCAGGACUCUUACGGCUCAGCACAGGUCGAAACGGCUGGGCGUAGUGGCUUUUCGGAACAGGUUUGGCACGGAAAGGUAUAGCCAAUUCCUGGAUGGGAGAUGAUUUGAAGGACGUGGCACCGGUGGCAAUGGGCGAUUUCGUCGUCUUCAAUUUGGGGCACUGACUCUCCUGGAUCGGUUUGCCCGGGGCAGUUGCGGCAACAGCGGAUGGAAUUGCUGGCCUCCUGCAGUCAACCUUGGAUUGAACGUGCACAAACUGCUUCUUCGCACCUGGAAGCUUUCGAAUGGGCGAAUUCAUUUUCGGAACUUAGCAGGGGAAGUUUUCGAAUACUUGACGUGAUAGACUUGGUAAGAUUUGCAAAAUCUAGUUUGAACUUGAGAGUAUGUGAAACUCAGAAAGAACUGCGGAUGAAAAUUCGAGCCGAACGCGUUUCUUAAGUACGAUUUGGCCACGGUCGAUACCCAUUUUGAGUCGCCAUCCUCCCUUGAUUUCGCGUUUUUUAUUUCCAUUUGAUCGCGAACGCGCAAAUUUCUAUGUGAAAUUAGUUGUCAAAUGCAGUUACAAUUACUGUUCAAUCAUUUUUAAAGUCGUGUUAAUUGAGAAAAUAUAUUAUCUCCUUGUUUAAAGUGAGAGGGUAUUCAUGGCUGUGCUGUGGCUUGUCGCGUUCAAAUGAGCCAUUACGCGGAACAUUGUAUAUUGCUAUUACUCUUAUGGCAACGGUUUUUUUUUGUCGUCAAUGUUCCGCAUAGUGACUCAUUACGCAAAAUAUUAAAAUUCAAAACACUUAAGUAUCGAUAAUUAGUGCCCCGUCUUUUUAACCGUUUUUUGAAUACAAAAAUGCAAGUGUUUAAAUAUUUUAAUUGAAAUAAUGAAAUUAUAUUUUGAAAUAAUGGAAUUAUAUUUUCAUUAAGCCGGGACAGAAUUCAAUUGAGUUAAUAAUAGGAAAUGUCGAAAAACAUCAAAUUUGGCACACCUGUGGUGGGUAGGGGAAAGAGUGCGCCAUUUCAUCAAAGGAAUCAUUUUUGCUUUAAGCUGUAAAAAUGCCCGUAAGGUAAAUUUACAUGUCACUUGAUGUAAUCAUUUUGCCGUUGAGAUCACAUUUUUUCUCUG
Daphnia carinata is the source of this 3017-nucleotide messenger RNA. RefSeq lists its product as uncharacterized. The transcript has a single exon. The coding region runs from base 940 to 1950 and encodes 336 amino acids. NCBI's taxonomy places the organism in Eukaryota, Metazoa, Arthropoda, Branchiopoda, Diplostraca, Daphniidae. The record is from RefSeq and is a predicted model, not a curated record.